ACCAAAAUGCAGGGCGGUCGUAGUUCCCAAGAUAACACAUAAUUACCAAACUACCCUUUAUUGCCAUAGCCUAUAUCGAUGCGAUGCCCCAAGCUUUAAAAAUUAAAACCAAAGCUGCAAAUUCGUCCGGUCGGAGACGCCGCGUUUGGAGAGAGAGAGAGAGAGAGAGAGGGGAAAGGAAAUGGAAAACGUGAUUCCUCAGCAAUGGGCUUCUCCUUGUGGAAAUCAAUGCACUCACAAAUACGCUGCUCUCAUGCAAAUUCCUUGGAGAGUGUUCUGCAAAAAAGGGUGUAAUGCGGAUGGAGACACUUGGGAAGAGUGUUUAGCAGAGUGCGAUGAGAUAUGCUAUAAGGAUCCUGUAUUAAAGGAUCAGCAAUGGAGUGCUUACAUCGAUCGCUCCCCUGGAGCUGUCAAUUACUCUCAGGACUGCUUCAAUGCUUGUGUAACUGGCUGUGGUUAUAAGUUUGAAAUUUGUAAAGAGAAAGUUGAUCAAGUCAGACCAAGACCAUUACCAUCCGAGCCUCUUCCAGAGGUGAAACCACCAACCUCGCCUGCAGCCACUAAACCUGAUGAACCCGCUGAAGAUGUACCAAGUACUUCAGCGUAGCUAGAGGUGAAACAUAAAAGUUCUUAUUAGAUGAAUAGUCUGCUAGGAGAGAUUCAUAACGUUGCUGACAUGCUACUAUUGAUCGAUAAAAUCUUGUCCAGGGCCGUUUGUGAAGAAACAUAUAUAUUUUUCUUCUGUAGUUUGCCCCUUGUCAGUUGCCACCUUAUAUAACCCUUCAACAUCUCUGCAAAUUGAUAUGGGAAGGCGAUAUAGGCAUCCAAUUUUGUUAAUCAUGGCAUAAUGGAAAAGCUUUUUUGAUA
Messenger RNA from Gossypium raimondii (Peruvian cotton), 867 nucleotides. RefSeq lists its product as hypothetical. The record is from RefSeq and is a predicted model, not a curated record. The transcript is spliced from 5 exons. NCBI's taxonomy places the organism in Eukaryota, Viridiplantae, Streptophyta, Magnoliopsida, Malvales, Malvaceae. Bases 182 to 607 code for a protein of 141 amino acids.